AUGGUAGCAGGGCCAGAGCAGACCCAAAAGCACCCAACAAUGCCAGAGGUAAGGGAGGAGUUGAAGAAAAUGACAGAGGUAGGUUUUCCCACACUGGCCAUGGGCUUGGUGGGCUAUCUAAGAAACAUGACUCUAGUCAUUUGCAUGGGAAAACUAGGCAGCCUCAACCUCGCCGGCGGCGCAUUGGCCAUCGGAUUCAUCAACAUCACCGGCUACUCCGUCUUGUCCGGUCUAGCCAUGGGCAUGGAGCCACUUUGCAGCCAAGGUUUUGGUUCUAAAAACUUAACCAUAAUGUCUCUCACCCUACAAAGAACAAUCCUCAUGUUACUUUUUGCUUCAAUACCCAUUGGUUUUUUAUGGAUUAAUCUGGAGCCUCUUAUGCUAAUUCUCCACCAAGACCCAGAAAUAACACGAAUCGCAAGCCUCUACUGUCGAUAUGCAGUUCCUGAUCUUGUUGCUAAUAGCCUACUUCAUCCUUUAAGAAUCUACUUGCGCAGUCAAGGGACAACAUGGCCAUUGCUGUGGUGUACUUCAGUUUCAAUCCUUCUACACCUCCCCAUCACUAUCUACUUAACCUUCACUCUCUCUCUUGGAAUCCGUGGGAUCGCAGUUUCAACCUUCGUCUCCAGCUUUAAUAACUUGUUCUUGCUUCUGUCCUACAUGUUCUACGUUCGAGUCUCCCAUGGUCAUGAGACUUUGAACAAACCAUUAUUACCCAACUCAGAACGUAUAGGUUUACAGAUCAAUCCUUGUUUAGCUACUUCAUCACUGAAGGAAUGGAGAAUUCUGCUUCGACUGGCUGUACCAAGUUGUCUAGGCGUUUGUUUAGAAUGGUGGUGGUAUGAAUUCAUGACACUUCUAGCAGGGUACCUCGAAAAACCUCAUGUAGCUCUUGCAACAUCAGCUAUAGUAAUACAAACCACCUCUCUCAUGUACACAUUGCCUUCAGCCCUUAGUGCAUCAGUCUCUACCAGAGUAGGUAACGAGCUCGGAGCCGCCCAACCCGGAAAGGCCCGUUUGGCAACAAUAAUAGCCAUAGGCUUGGCCUUGCUUACCUCCAUUUUUGGCCUCUUAAUGACCACUUUGGGAAGAGAAGCAUGGGGGAGAGUCUUCACAGAAGAUACUGAGGUUUUAGAGCUAACAAUGGCUGCUCUACCCAUAAUUGGACUGUGUGAACUAGCAAACUGUCCACAAACCACAUGUUGUGGGGUGCUAAGAGGAAGUGCCAGGCCCAGUAUUGGUGCAGGUAUUAACUUUUAUUCAUUCUACUUGGUGGGUGCACCAGUGGCUAUAGCUUUGGCCUUUGUUUGGAAACUGGGUUUUCUGGGCCUCUGCUAUGGGCUUUUAGCAGCUCAGCUGGCUUGUGUACUCUCAAUUUUAACAGUGAUAUACAAAACAGAUUGGGAAAGAGAGUCAUCAAAGGCAGAAGAUUUGGUGGGAGGAAGUGAUGAAUUUGCUUAUGCAGAUGAGGAAUGGAAGGAGUUGGGUUUCUGA
Ilex paraguariensis (yerba mate) is the source of this 1494-nucleotide messenger RNA. The record is from the annotation of a GenBank genome assembly. NCBI's taxonomy places the organism in Eukaryota, Viridiplantae, Streptophyta, Magnoliopsida, Aquifoliales, Aquifoliaceae.